AUGGACUUACACCGGGCCGCGUUCAAGAUGGAGAGCUCCUCCUACCUGCCCAACCCGCUGGCCUCGCCGGCGCUGAUGGUGCUGGCCUCCACCGCGGAGGCCAGCCGCGACGCCUCCAUCCCCUGCCAGCCGCCGCGCCCCUUCGGCGUCCCCACCUCCGUGGACAAGGACGUGCACCUCCCCUUCGCCAACGGCUCCUACACCUUCGCCUCCAUGUACCACCGCCAGGGCGCCGUGCCCGGGGGCUUCCCCAACCGCGACUUCCCCCCCUCCCUCCUCCACCUGCACCACCAGUUCGCCCCGCCCAGCCUGGACUGCUCCCCCAUCAGCAUGCUGAACCACAGCGGCGUGGGCGCCUUCCGCCCCUUCGCCUCCCCCUCGGAGGAGCGCGACGGCGGGGGCGGGGGGUACCAGUCGGCCUUCACCCCGGCCAAGCGGCUGAAGGGCUGCCUGGAGGCCGAGGCCUCGCCCCACCUGCGGUAUUCGGACGCCGAGGGGAAGGAGUACGACUACGGGGGGUCGCAGAUCCCCACCGGCUCCCCCGGCUCGCUCAAGGUGGUGGUGGACGAAGCCGGGAAGAAGCUCUUCGCCGUGUCCGGCCUGCUGUCCGACCGCGAGCCCUCGUCCAGCCCGGAGGACCGCAUCGACCGCUGUAAGAAGAAGCCCUCUCUGUAUGACAGCCAGGCUCCAGUCUGUCCCAUCUGCCAGGUGGUGCUGAGGCCCGGGGAGCUACAGGACCACAUGGAGCAGGAGAUGGAGCGCCUGACCCACAUGCACCUCAGUAAGAAUCCAGCGCACAAGGACCUGAGUGUGGUACCAGGCACACCCAAGUCACUCCUGCUGUCCGUGCACAUCAAACGCGAGGGGGGGUCUCCCACCGUCUCCCCCCUCUCCUCGGACGACCUCCACCACUCCGACCGAUACCAGACAUUUUUGCGAGUGCGAGCAAACAGACAAACACGAUUGAAUGUCGAUGACCUCUGCUGGUGCAAGCGCUACACCAAGGAAAGUGUCAAAACUGCCCACUUACCACCGCUCAACGGGGCCUCCCUCGCCCCCUGCUGCAUUCGACACGCCCGGAUCGGGAAGAUGAAGCGCCGGAAGCCAGAGGACGGGCAGGUAUGUCCACUGUGCAGCGCCCCGCUGGCGGGAACGGAGGAGGAGAUGAGUAGGCAUGUGGAACAAUGUCUGUUCAAGCGGGAGGGAGCGUGCGGAGCUGAUGACGACUCCGCGGACGUGGACGGGGAGAACGGGACGCCCUUCGAGGAGUACGAAUGGUGCGGCCAGAAGCGCGUGCGCGCCACCUCCCUGCUGGAGGGGGGGUUCAGAGGAACGGGUUUCGCCACCUGCAGCACCAAGGAGAGCCACGACAGCGAUGCUGACCUGGACGUCGAUGGGGACGACACCCUGGAGUACGGCAAAGCACAUAGGUACACCGAGGCGGACAUCAUCCCCUGCUCCGGAGAGGACCAGGGAGAGGCCCGCGAGAGGGAGGCCCUGCGGGGGGCCGUGUUAAAUGGCGGGACUCCCUCCAACAGGAUAACGGCAGAAUUUUCCAAAUGGGCCAGUGAUGAGAUGCCCUCCACGAGUAAUGGGGAGAGCAGUCUGCAGGACGCCAGUGCCAGUUCCUCCAGCUCCGCACAGAGGACCUGUAAAAACAGCGACAUCGAGAAGAUCACGGAGGACUCGACGGCGACCACUCUAGAAGCACUAAAGGCCCGCAUCCGGGAGCUAGAGAAGCAGAUCCUCAGGGGGGACCGAUACAAGUGUCUAAUCUGCAUGGAGUCCUACACCAUGCCCCUAGCCUCCAUCCAGUGCUGGCACGUUCACUGUGAGGAAUGCUGGCUGCGGACUCUGGGAAACAAGAAACUCUGCCCACAAUGCAACACCAUCACGUCGCCGGGGGACCUCAGGCGUGUCUACUUGUGAGGAAGACGGCAGUCUGCUGCCCCCCCCGCCCCACCACCACUCUCCCAUCCUCUCCACCCAGUUUAUAUAGCUGUUUGCUGUCAGUGUAUUUGAGAUCAUUUUCUUUGGGAGUGGCAUGGAUUUUUUUUUGUGAAAGAAAAAAAAGAAAAAAAAAGAAGCCUUUCGAGACUAAUAGAGACAGGACUCUGUGUCUGUACAAAGGACAAUUCAGGGGGUGACUGUGGAACGGCAGGGGUAGGACCAGCGCCCAAAGACACCGUGUGACCAGUGCUCCUCCAAGCCCACACCCCUACCCCCCCCCCCACCCCCUCCCUGACCCCCCUGUCCCUGUCACAGCCGCCCCCCCUUGUAGCAGUUAAAUUACCAGGCACUUUUUUGUGUUUUUGGUCUUCUCCACCCUAGUCCAUUUCGUCCAGUUGUUGGCCCCCCAAAUGUGAACACAUGAAGUCCCCCUCUCUCCCAGCGUCGGCUCUGCCCCUCUGUGCUGAACUCACCGAGGCUGGAAGGGGGCGUUUCCGACCGCCGCUGUCAUCGUAAAGCCCCUCGCCCUCCAGGACAGACCAGACUGCUAGCCUCUGAGCCCCCCUCCCUCUCCGUCCCUGUCCCCCGCCCCUCACCCCCCCACACCCCCCCGGUGAGGAGGCCAGCGGGGAACAGACCUCCGCUCCCAAGCUCUCAACCAAAACCGAUGACCUCACAGCGACUUCGGGAACCCCUCCCCUCCGCAUCAGCCCCUUCUUCCUUGUUUCUUCCUUGCUUGUGGUGUUCUAGUGAAGUUACUCAACCAAAUUCAAAAAGCGCAGAAUCAACACUUAGAGGAAGUGCAAGCACAUGUAAUAUAGUCUGUGUAUGUUUACAAUGUUGUGUAUAAAUGGCAUAGAGCUCAGACACACACACACACACCUAUACACACGUCCCUUCACGCACACGCACACAUACACUCACACACUCAGACAAGUAUGUAUUAAAAGUUUUUGUUUUUGUUUGGGACAGCGUGGAGAGCGGGAGCAAAGGAGGACAUUUAAAAUGGCUGACGAGAAAAUUCUGUAUUUUUAAACCUGUUGUCUUCUUGAGGUUGAAGUUAAAUGUCAUUGUACAGGAAGAUGUCAUGGUAAUAAAGUACUCAAAAUAGUAUUCCAAGGAUUAGAUGGUGUAUAUGUUUUUUGUUUUUUUUAUUUGAAUAUAAAAGUUUGAAACCUAAAGCAAAGUUUGUUUUAACGCUCUUGAUUUUUUCCCUGUCUGUAUAAAACACAGUUUUUUUUAAUUGCACUCUUGUUAUGUAUGGUACAUUCACAUGUUAAUCUCUUUUUUAAGAAAAAAAGAAAAAGCCUCAGAUGGGAAGUGUUUUUGUGAAGUCUGUCCAGAUGUUUUUUGCUGUUGGGUUGCAAAAUCAUGAAACCGAAGGCCCGGGGAAAGCCUAUAGUCUGCACAGGAUGCGCUUUCAGUUGAGCUACAGAAAAAAAGACAAAAUGGCCGCUGUACCGUGUGUUCCCACCCCCUCGGCCCCCACCAGAGAGACCCUCUGGCCUAUCACACUUCCUGAUGCCGAGUCAUUUCCUCACGCAAGCUAGUGUGCGUUUCUCCAGGGGAAAGAAAAAAAAAAGCCCUGCGAGGUUUGUUUUGCGGAAGCAAUAUUCACAGCACUGGUUGUAACACAACUGUUUAGAUGUGAAAUUCAGUCACACAGGUGUGUUGUCCUACCCAUCCCCAUCAGUUUGUUAUUGGUCUUAAAUGGAGUGUAUUCUCACAAUUUUCUUUUCAACUGCUUUGCCAACUGAAGUUUCCCCCUUUUGAAUUGUGCUUACUGCAGUUAGUUCCACGUCUGAAGUUCAGGUUUUGCCCACUGUGGAUUAGAUGCUACUUUUUUCAAUGGCUGCCCAAUAAUGUCUGCAGAAAAUCGCAAGAUAUCUCACGAUGCUGUGAUGUUCUCCUUAUCUUUUAACAAUCUGAGCUGUGACUAGGUAGCAUUAUCUGCAAAGCUGAGAUGUCUCAAGUCAAGUCAAAAAAUGUUUGAAAUGCUUAGCAAACGGGUCCAACACAAUGUAAAUUUGCUAUUAAGUAGACCAGGUUCAAGUGUAUUUUUCACUUCCAGAAUAUAUGUAUGCCAUAUA
This is a messenger RNA of Conger conger (European conger), 4040 nucleotides long. It is a transcript of the gene rnf220a, whose product is annotated as ring finger protein 220a. The record is from RefSeq and is a predicted model, not a curated record. The coding region runs from base 1 to 1929 and encodes 642 amino acids. Gene Ontology annotation, molecular function: ubiquitin protein ligase activity; metal ion binding. Gene Ontology annotation, biological process: protein ubiquitination. The transcript has 15 exons. Lineage: Eukaryota; Metazoa; Chordata; Actinopteri; Anguilliformes; Congridae.